AAUUUCCAAGCUUGAGAUGUCUCUGUUUUCUUCUUCAACGCCCUUACGCCUCAUUCCCUUCUUCUUCAUAUCUCUCUCUCGUCCCAUUAUAUUUCUUCUUUUCCUCCGCCCAGCCUCACACGAUCUUUCUUCUUCGUACCUUCUCUUUAAUCUCGUUCACUGUCUCCCUGAUUUCUCGCCGCGCUUCAUUGGAGCACAACAAAGAGGUGAUCAGCAUUUAAAGCACUGAAACUUCAAUUUCUUGUAAGUGAUCUCAAUGAAUGUAUGAAUGAACGAAUUUAUCGACUUGUUAGGUGAGAAAAAGUUGAGGUUAUAAUCGCUUUGUGAGUUUCAUUGGAAUUCCUGGUCAUGGAAUUGCAAUUGGUUGAAAAGGGUUUUGAUUAUGCCCGUAAAAGAAAAAAGUGGCUCUUUCUGCUUGCUGCUGUUGGAUUCACUGGAUACGGUGCUUUCAAAAUUUAUCACUUGCCUUCAGUCACUCGCAAGAGGAAGAGACUUUUAAAGCUUUUGGGAGCAUUGAUAUCCGUUUCUGAAGCAGUCUCCGAAUCUGCAGAAGCUGUCGGGCUCGUCUCCAGAGAUAUGAAAGAGUUUUUGCAGUCUAAUUCCGAUCAAUUGCCUAAUAGCUUGAAGCAAAUUUCCAAAAUAACUCGGUCUCGUGAGUUUUCAGAUUCUUUGAUCAACGUUACACAGUCAUUAACUCUUGGUGUUUUGAAAAGUUAUCAAUCUUUGAAUAACGCCGAUCAUAAUCAAACCAGCGAUAGUUCAAGUCUUGUGGAUAGGUUGGUGGAUAAACUGUUUGCCCCGGCUGGGUCAGGCUUUGUUUCUGUAGUUGUUGGAAGCUUUGCUCGGAACCUAGUCCUCGGUUUCUAUUCAAAUGGGAAUCCAAGUGGAGAAUCAAAUUCAAGUUCAAGCAAUACGGUUAGUGUCAGACACCUUAGCUCCUCCAAUAUGGAAUCUGAAUCUAUGCCGGGAUGGAUGGAUGCGGUUUGCUGUGAUCAGUGCAGAGACCUAAUCGGGAAUUGCGUCCAACUAUUUGUGAGUACAGCAGUUACAGUUUAUCUUGACAAGACUAUGCAUAUCAACACAUAUGAUGAUUUCUUCUCUGGCUUAACUAACCCAAAGCAUGAGAGUAAAGUGAGAGACAUGGUAGUGUCUGUUUGUAAUAAUGCCAUAGAGACACUCGUCAAGACAUCUCACCAGGUGCUAACAAGUUCAGACCCAAAUGUCAAUUCAAGUUCAACUACUUCUUUGCCGAUUGAAGAAGGUUCGAGUCCAGCUAGAAAUGAGAAUUUGGAUGAAGAAUCAUCAUCUGAUGAAUUAAAAGCAGAAGUUUCAGAAGAAGAAAAAGAGAGUGGAUGGAUGGGCAAGGUAUCAUCUACAUUGGCAGUUCCCAGCAAUAGGAGGCUUAUUCUUGAUGUGACUGGGAAGGUGACAUUUGAGACGGUUAGAUCUUUCAUGGAGUUUGUGUUAGAGAUGUUCUGUGCUUGUGUCAAAAGAUUUGCAGACGUUGUGCAUGAAACAAUAGUAGAGAUUGUGAGAUAUGUAGCAGCCAAAUCUGCAGUUAUAAUUACAAUAUGUCUGUCUUUGUGCCUGCACAUAAUGGGUGGCGCUUGGGCUUUGGUUCCUGCUUAAGUAUUCAUUCAUGUGGAUUCUAAUGGAAAUCUGGACUCUGCUGAUGCAUGGAAGAUGCUGCAACAUACAUGAUUUCUUUGUAUGUCAAAGAAAUAAUUGUCAAUUUUAUUUCAGGGAAAGAUUUCACAAUGAAGAUAAAUGUGAAGAGUCCUGUAAAUUGUAUCGACAAUCUUUCCUCUGCAUCCGAGAGACUAGUCAACUUUUCCAUAACUUCAUUAUCGAAAAGUUGUCAUCUAUUCAUCCUGCAGUCUUACUUGUUUGAUGGUGUAAUGACUAGUACCCGUUCUUGAAUCUGUAAAUACAUAAUUCCUUAUAUAUAAUUCAUUAAGUCUUACUUUUUUAAA
Prosopis cineraria is the source of this 1973-nucleotide messenger RNA. RefSeq names its product protein PHLOEM PROTEIN 2-LIKE A10-like. The record is from RefSeq and is a predicted model, not a curated record. The transcript has a single exon. Lineage: Eukaryota; Viridiplantae; Streptophyta; Magnoliopsida; Fabales; Fabaceae. The coding region runs from base 349 to 1629 and encodes 426 amino acids.